AUGGCAGGAAGACCCAUUCGUCUGGCCUUGAACGUAGGGAAAACUUUGGCCCUUAGCCAUGUCAUGAUGGAAUAUGGUUGGUUCAUGGGCCCGGCGUCAGGGCCGUCCAUGCUUCCAACCUUGGAAGUCGCAGGUGAAUCCAUUCUCGUCGACCACCGUUCUCGGUGCGGCCGCAACGUACAUGUUGGCGAUUUGGUUCUUUUCAAGAUUCCAAUCUUCCCAGAAUCCGAUGGCAUCAAACGCGUGAUGGGCAUGCCAGGCGAUUACGUCCUGCUCGGCAGCCCUGAUGCAAAGACGCCGAAGAUGAUUCAGGUCCCUCAAGGUCAUUGCUGGGUUGUGGGUGAUAAUCUCGAAGCAUCUAGAGACUCGCGACUGUAUGGUCCGGUGCCUUUGGCUCUCAUUAGGGGCAAAGCUGUUGAGAAGCCAUGGUGGCUAUCCCUCUUCUCAUCCGGAGGGGCAGCCGGGAACGGGCUUCGCGAUGUUUAA
This is a messenger RNA of Colletotrichum orchidophilum, 486 nucleotides long. RefSeq lists its product as uncharacterized. NCBI's taxonomy places the organism in Eukaryota, Fungi, Ascomycota, Sordariomycetes, Glomerellales, Glomerellaceae. The record is from RefSeq and is a predicted model, not a curated record. Bases 1 to 486 code for a protein of 161 amino acids. Gene Ontology annotation, molecular function: serine-type endopeptidase activity. Gene Ontology annotation, cellular component: membrane; mitochondrial inner membrane peptidase complex. The transcript is spliced from 2 exons.